This is a messenger RNA of Adelges cooleyi (spruce gall adelgid), 462 nucleotides long. RefSeq names its product brain-specific serine protease 4-like. NCBI's taxonomy places the organism in Eukaryota, Metazoa, Arthropoda, Insecta, Hemiptera, Adelgidae. The record is from RefSeq and is a predicted model, not a curated record. Gene Ontology annotation, molecular function: serine-type endopeptidase activity. The transcript is spliced from 2 exons. The coding region runs from base 1 to 462 and encodes 153 amino acids. Gene Ontology annotation, biological process: proteolysis.
AUGAGUGGUCAACAACUGCAAAUGAUCUCUUGCUCUUCGGUAUUUUUAUUAUUUUUGUUAUUAAAUUACAAUGGUGCACGUGUUACAGGUCAAAAUUACUCUAGCAAUCAGCCUUACGAUAAUGACUUUAUUAAUUUUAUUGCGUAUGGUCGGGACUACGAUAAACAUAAACAUCCUUAUGUAGUAUCAUUGAUAGCUACCGACAGUUAUCAAUGCACUGGUACGUUACUAAAACCAACAUUCGUGCUCACUGCUGCUCACUGUACAUGGGGAUACAAGGCGGACGAUAUUGCAGUAAUUCACGGCGCAGUCGGUGUUUAUAUGCAAGAUAAGCCUAAAGAUUAUGGCAAUAGUCAAAGAGUGGGUAUUAAUAUUUGGCAACACGAAAAAUAUCACGAUAAGUAUAACGAUUGGCCUGAUAUAGCUAUGGUCGAAGUAAAUCACGAUAUAUUGUAUAAUUAA